AUGACGGAUAUGGAUGCAAUUCUAAGCAGGUUGUCAGCAAUACAAAAGGGAUAUAUUGAGGAUCCCUACACUGAGCUUUUCGUUGGUCGGUUGAGUAGAUCACAACAAGUACCUCGACCACCUGUCAUAAACAGGGGAACGCAUAUAAGAACAUACGCAAUCGACAAUGUUAUCAACCAGUUCCUAUCAUCCACGUCGAGAGCUCAGAUCAUCAGCCUAGGAUCUGGUUCUGACACCAGGUUUUGGAGGUAUAGCGGUGAUGAUAGAAUAUUCAAGUACAUUGAGGUUGAUUUCGACGAAUUGACAUCGAGAAAGAUUAUGCAUAUACGUAAAAGUGAUGUUUUGUCUAGCAAAUUGGAUGAAGAUGUUGUCAUAGAAGCAGGCGGAUCAAGAUUACUCAGUAACAGAUACAAACUUCUACCAACUGAUUUGAGGACAGCUGAUCUGAAUGCGUUGAUCAAUCCACACGUCAACCAUGAUAUACCUACACUAGUUUUAUGUGAAUGCGUCUUAGUGUACAUGCCACAAGAUGCAUCAAAUAGGAUAUUGAGAUGGCUUGGACAAUCUUUCAAUGAUGUGUUAGUACUAGUCUAUGAAAUGACAGGCAUUGAUGAUAAAUUUGGGCAAACAAUGCUAAGAAACUUGAAAGCUAGAGGUGUGGAGUUACCAGGAGUGUCAACAUACGACAAAGACAAGUACAUCGAAGCAGGGUUAACAAAAAGCGAUACCAGAGACUUGGAAUACAUACGUAAUACUUUGGUGUCUACGAAAGAGAAAGAAAGGAUAUCGAAGUUGGAGAUUCUUGACGAAAUAGAAGAGCUAUCGUUAAUAUUGCAACACUACUCGAUUAGCUGGGGUAUGAAAUCUAUUAACAACACGAUUAAUGUACACUUAUAA
Molecule: messenger RNA, 897 nt
Organism: Wallemia ichthyophaga EXF-994
Lineage: Eukaryota; Fungi; Basidiomycota; Wallemiomycetes; Wallemiales; Wallemiaceae
Product: Leucine carboxyl methyltransferase 1
Exons: 2
Coding region: 1-897 (298 amino acids)
Biological process (GO): C-terminal protein methylation
Molecular function (GO): protein C-terminal leucine carboxyl O-methyltransferase activity
Source: RefSeq, a predicted model, not a curated record